This is a messenger RNA of Scaptodrosophila lebanonensis, 707 nucleotides long. It is a transcript of the gene HmgZ, whose product is annotated as high mobility group protein Z. The record is from RefSeq and is a predicted model, not a curated record. The transcript has 3 exons. Gene Ontology annotation, molecular function: transcription cis-regulatory region binding. Bases 253 to 588 code for a protein of 111 amino acids. Lineage: Eukaryota; Metazoa; Arthropoda; Insecta; Diptera; Drosophilidae.
GUUGCGCCGCAGUACAUUUUGUUCGGUUUCAGUUCAGUUUCAGUGCCGAGACAGAGGCAAUUUUCUGCUGCCAUACCAUACACCCAAAGCAGCAGUUCGACCAGCUCGGGCACAGAGCGGCCAAAAGUGAAUUCAACUAAACUGUUCGUUCAGCCAACGUUGAGGAAAUCAAAGUACGUACAUCAAAUAAGCCCUGUCUGUAGAACUUUUUUGUAACUUUCGAAGAAGAAAAGCGCAAGAACUUAAGCAACCAUGAGCGGGGAACGUCCGAAGCGUCCACUUUCUGCUUACAUGCUGUGGCUCAACGAGAACCGCGAACAAAUUAAAAAGGAAAAUCCCGGUAGCAAGGUCACGGACAUUGCCAAGCGAGGCGGUGAGCUGUGGCGUGGCUUGAAAGACAAGACGGAGUGGGAACAGAAAGCCAUCAAAAUGAAGGAGGACUACAAUAAGGCGGUAAAGGAGUACGAGGCAAACGGUGGCACAGACUCCGGUGCACCCAAGAAGCGAAAGAAGGUUGCCGCCAAGCCCGCCAAGAAGGUUAAGAAGAAAGAGUCAUCCGAGGAGGAUGAGGAGGAUGAGAGCGAGUAAAUGUGGCGUCCAUGCGCCGAUUCUCGUAUAAGUUUUAAACACACAUUUUAUUAAUGUAAUUUUCUAAGUGACAUAAAACAAAAUGAAAAACCCACAAAAAAACAAAACAAAAACAAAAA